Molecule: messenger RNA, 132 nt
Organism: Cooperia oncophora
Lineage: Eukaryota; Metazoa; Nematoda; Chromadorea; Rhabditida; Trichostrongylidae
Source: the annotation of a GenBank genome assembly
AUGAUCCCUUUGCUCACUGGAAAAACUAGGCACAGAUGGAUGCACUUCUUUGUGGCAAUGGCAAUUGCGACUCUCAGCUCUGAUGCCAUCCUUCAUAUAAUUCCUCAGCUUUGUGGUGGACCAGCAGCAUGA